Messenger RNA from Penicillium manginii, 582 nucleotides. RefSeq lists its product as uncharacterized. The transcript has a single exon. Lineage: Eukaryota; Fungi; Ascomycota; Eurotiomycetes; Eurotiales; Aspergillaceae. The record is from RefSeq and is a predicted model, not a curated record. Bases 1 to 582 code for a protein of 193 amino acids.
AUGUCUUCCCCUAUUGUCUUCGUUUGUGGUGCAACAGGCACCCAAGGCGGCGCUCUCACCACCCACCUUCUACAACAUAACAUCCAAGUCCACGCCAUCACUCGCAACAUCCAAUCAGAAGCUGCUCAAAAGAUCAAAAACCACGGCGUAUAUCUGACCGAGGGCGAUUUUGACAAUGAAGGAACUCUCCAAAAAGCUAUGAUCAACUGCACAAGCCUUUUCCUCAAUUUAUCUCCAAACCAUCAGAACCCAUCAGCCGAACUCAGCCAAGCAAAAAGCAUCAUAUCCAUCGCAAAAAAAGCCGGCAUCACACAAAUCAUCUACACCAGUGCGAUGGGCACCGUCAACCCCGAACGCCUACCGCGCUGGGACCCGACAAACCUCGCCGCCAAAGUCCUUCUCAGCAAACAAUCCAUCGAGAAGGAAAUCCAGAACGCAGGAUUCGAGCACUGGACCAUUCUACGGCCGGGAAAUUUCAUGUCAAACUUCUUGAACCCCCCUCGUUCGAAUGUAUCAGGGUCUCGUCGAGACUGGGAAAUUCACGACGGCUUUUACUCCCGAGACGGUCCUUCCUAUGGUUGA